UGAACCGGCAUUUUACAACCCCAUACCUGAAAAAUUCAAUGGGAUAUUUAAUAUGUCUUUGGCUUACAAACUCACAUCCAGCAUUAUAUAUCCAUAUGUCGUUAUAAGAAACAAACACGGUAAAGUAAUAGGACCUAGAAAACAUAUGCACUGGAAACAUGAUAUCAAAGAUAUGGCUCCCACCUCUAGAGAUAUCAUGAAUAAGUUGCAGUACAAAAGCAUUGCUGCAGCGGUGAUUGUAUCAGACUGUAACGCUAAGAAUAAUCGUAGUGAAAUCAUCAAAAGUUUGAAAGAAGAAUUACUGCUAUAUGGAGAGAAACUAGACAUCUAUGGCGGCUGUUCAUUUGCUAAUCUAAAAUGUCCGAGGGCACAAGGAGAGAGAGAUGGAGUAAUAAAUGGUUGUUCUUCUGAAAUAGAGUCAAAUUAUUAUUUUUAUUUAGCAUUUGAAAGUUCGCAUUGUGAAGACUACGUCUCAGAAAAGUUAUUGCAUGCGUUAAUUCACUUCGCAGUGCCCGUGGUCUACGGAGGUGCAAAUUAUACUCGGUUCAUGCCCGAUGGGAUGUAUUUAAAUGCUCGCACGUUAGGGGUGAAGAAACUCGCAGAAGAAAUGAGUAGCAUUAUAAGCAAUCCACAAAGAUACAUUGACUUUUUCAAAUGGCAUGGAUACUAUACCUUCUAUGACAGUCAUAGGCUUGACUCCAAUGAUACAUAUUUCAUUUGUAACGUUUGUACUAAGCUAAAUAAAAGGAUCCAAGAAAUCUAA
This is a messenger RNA of Hyposmocoma kahamanoa, 763 nucleotides long. RefSeq names its product alpha-(1,3)-fucosyltransferase C-like. The transcript is spliced from 3 exons. The record is from RefSeq and is a predicted model, not a curated record. Bases 53 to 763 code for a protein of 236 amino acids. Gene Ontology annotation, molecular function: alpha-(1->3)-fucosyltransferase activity. Gene Ontology annotation, cellular component: membrane. Lineage: Eukaryota; Metazoa; Arthropoda; Insecta; Lepidoptera; Cosmopterigidae.